Molecule: messenger RNA, 738 nt
Organism: Strongyloides ratti
Lineage: Eukaryota; Metazoa; Nematoda; Chromadorea; Rhabditida; Strongyloididae
Product: Phosphatidic acid phosphatase type 2/haloperoxidase domain-containing protein
Exons: 3
Coding region: 1-738 (245 amino acids)
Biological process (GO): phospholipid metabolic process; signal transduction; phospholipid dephosphorylation
Molecular function (GO): phosphatidate phosphatase activity
Source: RefSeq, a predicted model, not a curated record
AUGAGUAAUAUUAUAAGUAUAAAUCUAUUUCCAUAUUCCCUCUCUGGUAGAUAUUACAAAAAAUGGAAUAAAGAAGAAACAAUUGACGUGGCAGUAACCCUAAUAAUAUUAAUUCUUAUCUAUAAUUUUGGAGUCCGCCAAGCAAUAACACCAACAAUUAGAGGAUUCUCAUGUUCUGAUACAAGUAUACGUAAUGAAUUUUAUAUUAAUACUAUUUCAACAAAACAUUUACUCUUUGUGACACUAGCAUUACCAUUUCCUGUCAUAAUUGGUUCAAUAUUUAUUAAUAAUUUAAGAAGAAAUAUUGCUUUAACGCCUUCAGCAAUAGCUGCACAAACAUCUUAUUUCUAUUUACAUUAUAUUAUUAUAUAUUUUUUUAUGACCGUUGGUUUAGAAAUUAUUAAAUGUAAAGUAGGGAGACUAAGACCACAUUUCAUAACUGUUUGCCAACCAGACUUAUCAAUAUGUGAUAAAAAUCCUAAUGCUUGGAUUGAUGAGAUUACAUGCAAUACUACUACAAGAAGAGAUAGAAAUAUUAGAAGUUCAUUUCCAUCAGGUCAUGCUGCUGCUGCAGUCUUUGCAACAUUUUAUGUAUUUAAUUUUGUAAGAACUAUCAUCAAGAGUAAAGCAUUAGAAGCUGUUAUAUUUAAAUAUGGAAUUAUUUCUAGUUACAUAGUGUGGACAUUUAUUUGUGCUAUAACUCGUAUCACAGAUUUUUGGCAUUUUACAUCAGAUUAG